GCCUCGGAAGGAACUAAAUUUGAACGGGCCAAGGAGAGGUGCUUCCCUGGUUGUGCUGUGGCAGCCUCCUGGAUGUCGGAACCAUAGAGGAUGCCUAUCCGUGCCCACUGUACCAUCUGCUCAGAUUUCUUUGACAAUCACAAGGAUGUGGCAGCUAUCCACUGCGGGCACACCUUCCAUCAGGAGUGUCUCAUCCAGUGGUUUGAUACUGCACCGAGUCGGACUUGUCCGCAGUGUAGAAUUCAGGUCAGCAAAAGACACAUCAUCAAUAAGCUGUUCUUUGAUGUUGCCCUGGAGGAGCAGACGUCACUGGAUGCAGAAAGCAUACAGAAUGAACUGGACAAGGUGAAAGCACAGCUCUCCAUGAAAGAGAAGGAGAAGCGAGACUGCCAGUCUAUCAUAGACACACUGAGGGAGACUGUGGAUGUUCACAACGCCACCAUCGAGUCGCUCCAGAAAGCCCUGUGUGAGACAGAGAUGCUGUGUUCCACUCUCAAGAAACAAAUGACGUACCUGGAGCAGCAGCAGGAAGAAACCAAAGGUGCAAAAGAGGAGGCCCGAAGGCUGAGAAAUAAACUGAAAACCAUGGAGAGGAUUGAGAUGCUCCUGCAGAGCCAGCGCCCGGAAGUGGAGGAGAUGAUCCGUGAUAUGGGAAUAGGGCAGGCAGCAGUGGAACAGCUUGCAGUCUACUGCGUCUCACUGAAAAAGGAAUAUGAAAAUUUGAAAGAGGCUCGGAAGGCGUCUAGUGAGUUGACUGAGAAGCUGAAAAAGGAGCUGUUUUCUGCCAAUAAUAAGCUGCAGAAAACAUUCUUGGAGUUGGAGAAGAUGAAGGAGGAGUUAAAAAGCACCCAGAAGGAUCUGAGUAAUGCAGACAAGGAGAUUAUGAGUUUGAAGAAGAAGAUUGGAAUCCUGCAGGAGACCCUGAAGGUGCCGUCUGUAACCAGCGAAACGCUCAGCCGACUGGUCUUCGAAAGCCCUGCUCCUGUGGAACUGCUGAGCCCAAAGCUCCACCGCCCGGCCCAUAACCACAAGAUCGACCUGGACACCAUCUUUGAUGUCGAGACGCCUGAGCAUCAGCCUCACAAAUCAAUCACAACCCCUGCAAAAAAACCCAAGCUGGAUAAAAAGCCGCCUCCUGUGACAAACCUAGCAAAAAAAGUUUUGAAGGAAACAGUGGAGAACUGGGCAGGUGAGCCAGAGGAUGACCCUCUAGAAGAAUUCUUUCCUGCAUUCAUCAGGAACUCGGUUCUUUCCAGGAAGCCACCUGUGGGCAGCCUGCUGGGGCCACACAAGAACACGGGAGCUGUGAGAAUGGGGUAUGAUGGCUUAGGAGGUAGAACUAAGUUCAUACAGCCCACAAACCCAAUGGAGAUCCGUCCCUUAGCUGUAAAGAGCAGGAAGAGGAACGUCUCCAGGCCAGCAUCCACAACUGCAGCAGCUUCCUCCUCUGGCACCAGCCAGGCAAAACUGGACAGCUUCCUUCAGUAAAGCUGAAGGCUUUCCUGGUCACUUAGGCAUGCGUGGGCAGAAGCCUUGGGGCUUACCUACAUCUCUGCAGAACCAAGGCGCUGGGACCAACACACAGUGUCAAUCAGAACUCUCCCAGGGGCUGAAACUGCCCUUUCGUAGUUCGCUGUUGAUCCAGUCCAGACUGACUACACCGUAAGCAUGGCGAGGCAGGAUGUGCCAUGUACUGCCAGCUGUCCUGGGAGAUGGGGCUCCUGGCACUGAGCAACUUGCCUGCCUUUGCCUGACGUGCAAGGUCACUGGUUUGUGCUCAAGCGCUCAGGACUCCCUGUGGGUGGGGUGUGUGGAUCCCUCAACUCCGCUUGGUUUGACUCAUCUCGGCCUCACUCCUAGGCAAUGCAGUAAAGUGUGGGCCAAAUCAGACUUAGAAAUCUCCUGGCUGCUGAUUGGUUCGGGCCUGGCCUUACGAGGCUGCAUUUCCCCCAGGAGCCUU
Molecule: messenger RNA, 1960 nt
Organism: Emys orbicularis (European pond turtle)
Lineage: Eukaryota; Metazoa; Chordata; Testudines; Emydidae
Gene: TRAIP
Product: TRAF interacting protein
Exons: 16
Coding region: 91-1488 (465 amino acids)
Biological process (GO): replication fork processing; protein ubiquitination
Cellular component (GO): site of DNA damage; nucleus
Molecular function (GO): ubiquitin protein ligase activity
Source: RefSeq, a predicted model, not a curated record